AUGAUGGCAAAGAGUAAGGAAAAUGUCAGCGAGAUAUUGAGGUCGGUCAACACCGCCGAGGCCCUAGAGAUCCAGAGAGCGGUCGACGAGUGUGUUAAGUUCCAACUGACUAAGAGGCUAGGCAUGCUCGACGGUACUGUAACAGGUCCCGGCAAUCCAGAGAUGGCCCCUAAGAAGGGGAGGCCGAAGGGUUCAACAAAGCAGGCUACCGGUACCAUCGGCCAAAGGAUUCGUACGGGCCUGGGUCUGGACGUGGGAGGAGAGCGANUCGAGGCGAUGUGAUGGCUUGAAUGAAAGCUGGGAGCCAUGGCAUGACUGCGCUAGUUAUUGCGGCUGCCGGCGAGACGCUUGAGAGACGAUGUGGGGUAUUGUCCCAAAUUUGCCAAUAUGGGACAACCCCUGUUGGAGUCGCCGUGCCCUCUUGCGAGGGUGUAUCUCGGCAACCACAUGUCGAUCGAGGCGAUGUGAUGGCUUGAAUGAAAGCCGGGAGCCGUGGCGUGACUGCGGUAGUUGUUGCGGCUGCCGGCGAGACGCUUGGGAGACGAUGUGGGGUGUUGUCCCAAAUU
Molecule: messenger RNA, 566 nt
Organism: Ectocarpus sp. CCAP 1310/34
Lineage: Eukaryota; Phaeophyceae; Ectocarpales; Ectocarpaceae
Source: the annotation of a GenBank genome assembly